AUGACUGACGCCAAAUCGGAAGCUGCGCAAGCCUCUGCGGACAGCAGCCCCCCCGCCGCCCGCCCCGACGCCGCACAGGAACAGCAACAGCGACAACAACCUCCCGCCCAAGACGCCGCUGAUCAUAAACCUGGCCCUACGACUGGGGCCUCGACACCCGCCGUGCGAUUCUCUUCGGCCGUACAGGAAUUCUCGCCUGUCCAAGACGACACCCCGGCUGCUGCUCCCGACGCCCCCGCCGCCCAGUCGCAAGAGGUCACCCCCGAGCAACUGAGGGCCUUUACCAAGUCGCUCCAAGGGCCGCUGCUGCAGGAGCGUCGCCUGAAUACCUACCAAUUUGAAGCCUUUUCUCUUCCGCCGUCCCGUGUUCCCUCCCGCGAGGAAGACUCUCCCGACUCAACACGCCUUCAUACCCCCGUAUCCUCCAGUUACCACUCUCCCCAUGGCAGUCCUCGCAUCUCAGCGCUGGCCUCCCCGCCUCUGACGCCCUCGGGCUCAGCCGGCGAACGACGAGCCAGAGACAAGCGCCCCGUCGGCGCCACCGGCAGUGACUCGCACAUGAUUACACCGUUGCAAUCUACCUCCCAAGAAGCCCUCGCGCAAGAGCGAGCAUCGUUGGUCCAUCGCCCAGGCUCCGAUCAUGCUGCUCUGCGUCGCUCCUCAUCCGUCGAGGAACACCUUGGCGAUCCUCGCAGCCACCGCAAGGGCAUGUUCAGCGUCGGCGGCAGCUCCGUUCCAGUCUCUCGCGAAUCAAGCCCUUCCCGCAGUUCUGCCUCACAUUUUUACUCCAAGCCCGCCACCCCGAUUGGUGAUCUCAAUGACCCCUACGCAAAGAAUCGACGCCCACCACUGCAGCCCCACCCCAGCCGCGCCUCCAUUGACCCGCGCUUUGUCUUUUCAAAGAAGAAGAAGCACGGCUCCCCGGGUGGUUCCCGUUCGAGCCUGGCUGGCUCUGGAGCCUUUAACUCCUCCAAGGACGAUUCGAGCGACGGAGGCUCCGGCCAUGGCCACGGCCACGGCCACCACCAUGGACACGGAUCCAUGGCCGAUCUGAAGCGCUUCUUCCGCAAAUCGGGCCACAACAAGAAGCGCGACGCCUCGCCUGGCCCGCCCAAACCCAAAACCCACACCCCCCCGAGCAGCUCCCGCAGUUCUCAGCUCGUUCCCUUUGCCGAUGAUCAUGGACUCAGCUCUAAAUACGGAAAGCUCGGCAAGGUUCUUGGGGCUGGCGCUGGUGGCUCCGUCCGUCUCAUGCGCCGCAAGGAGGAUGGCACUGUUUUUGCCGUAAAAGAGUUUCGCGCUCGCCACACCUACGAGUCCGAGAAGGAAUACGCCAAAAAGGUAACAGCCGAAUUUUGCGUUGGUUCCACCCUUCACCACGGCAACAUUAUCGAGACCCUCGACAUUCUCCAGGAAAAGGGUCGCUGGCUCGAGGUCAUGGAGUACGGCCCGUACGAUCUUUUCGCUAUUGUCAUGACUGGUAGAAUGACGCGCGAGGAAGUCAGCUGCUGCUUCCUCCAAAUUCUCAACGGCGUGACAUAUCUGCACAGUCUGGGUCUGGCCCACCGCGAUCUCAAACUCGACAAUGUUGUCGUUAGCGACAAGGGCAUCAUGAAGAUUAUCGACUUUGGUAGCGCCCAUGUCUUCAAGUAUCCGUUCGAGACGGAGACUGUUCUAGCCAAAGGCAUCGUCGGAUCGGACCCGUAUCUGGCACCUGAAGUAUACGAUCAAAAGGAGUACGACGCGGCUGCGGUGGACAUUUGGUCGCUGGCGAUCAUUUAUUGCUGUAUGAGCCUGCGCCGCUUCCCUUGGAAGCUGCCGCGCAUGACAGACAACUCUUUCAAGCUUUUUGCCUCUGAGCCAACGCCUGGCCAUGACCCCAAGAAGCUGAUUGUUGGAACGCCGUCGACGACUUCCUCAGCUGCCAAUAUCUCAGCUCUUUCUACUCGUGAAGCCGAGCAGCGCUCCAAGAGCCAGCAUGAGUCUGGGGAGAAUGGCACUACCAACUCGAGCGCUACUACUGGAGACUCCAAAUCUGUCGAGCUCCAGCACGAGCCUAAGCAUGACGAAAGGCAAGAGAAGCAAGAAGAGAAGCAAGAAACGAAGACCGAGCCCAAACCUCAGGAGGGUGAGAAGAAGGAAAUCAUCAGAGGACCUUGGCGCAUUCUUCGACUUUUACCCCGAUACAGCCGUCACGUCAUCCACCGCAUGCUCGAGCUUGACCCCAAAAAACGCGCCAAAAUGGAAGAAAUUCUAGAAGACUUCUGGGUAGGCGACACGGUCAUAUGUCAACAGCUGGAGAAUGGUGAGGUGCUUGCGGCCGAGGACCAUGUGCACGUGCUUGAGCCGCCGAACAACCCCAGCACAUAG
This is a messenger RNA of Cordyceps militaris CM01, 2370 nucleotides long. Its product is annotated as Serine/threonine-protein kinase-like domain. The transcript is spliced from 3 exons. The coding region runs from base 1 to 2370 and encodes 789 amino acids. Gene Ontology annotation, biological process: protein phosphorylation; intracellular signal transduction. NCBI's taxonomy places the organism in Eukaryota, Fungi, Ascomycota, Sordariomycetes, Hypocreales, Cordycipitaceae. Gene Ontology annotation, molecular function: protein serine/threonine kinase activity; ATP binding. The record is from RefSeq and is a predicted model, not a curated record.